Molecule: messenger RNA, 1657 nt
Organism: Symsagittifera roscoffensis
Lineage: Eukaryota; Metazoa; Xenacoelomorpha; Acoela; Convolutidae
Exons: 2
Coding region: 231-1073 (280 amino acids)
Biological process (GO): translesion synthesis; leading strand elongation; regulation of DNA replication
Cellular component (GO): PCNA complex
Molecular function (GO): DNA polymerase processivity factor activity; DNA binding
Source: RefSeq, a predicted model, not a curated record
CUAACUUGAUAAGAUUCGGAGGCUUUGUUGGAUAUAAAAUUCAUAUUCAUUUUUAUUUUGCGCAGCUCUUUUAGUCACACAAAUAAUAUCCGCCGAUUGUUUCAAAUCAGAAUUUACUGAACAGCUCCAAGUUCUUUUUAGAUCUUGUGUACCAUCUUUGAUCAACACAACAACAAAACUCAACCAUCUAAUUUUUUACACCAAGAAAAGUACGACUAAAACCAAUCAAGAUGUUUGAAGCUCACAUGCUCGAUGCCCAAGUCUUCCGAAAGAUCUUCGAAGCCGCCAAGGAACUGCUUGAAGAUGCUUCUUUUGACUGCACCUCCGAGGGUCUCUCGCUCCAAGCCAUGGACGCUAUCCACGUCAGUUUGGUGUCUCUGGAACUGAGAGCCGAAGGCUUCGAACUGUACCGAUGCGAUCGAGCGACCAACAUGGGGUUCAAGGUCGCAGGACUCUUGAAGAUCCUGAAGUGUGCAGGAAACAAAGACUCCUUGACGAUGCGAGCUGAAGACCAGCCGGAUAAAUGCUCUUUCAUUUUCGAGUCUCCCAAUAAGGAUAAGAUCUCCCAGUUUGACUUUGCGUUGACGGAUAUUGAUCAGGAGCAUUUACAGGUUCCGGACCAAGAAUACUUCGUCAACAUCAAGAUGCCUUCUGCCGAGUUCUCCCGAAUCUGCCGAGAUCUUGCUAACUUCGGAGAUACUGUGACGAUCUCGUGCACGAAAGGUCAAGUGCAAUUUGCAGCCAAUGGAGACUUGGGAACUGCCAACAUCCGACUUCAGGAGAGUAGCUCCAUCGAUGACGAUGAAUCGGACCGGGUGCAGAUCGAUGUAGGGGAACCCCUGACUCUGUCUUUCGCUGUGCGAUACUUGAACAACUUUGCCAAAGCACAGGUUCUGUCUGAUAGUGUGACCUUGAUGUUGACUCCCAAGACUCCGAUGGUGGUGGAAUACAAGAUCGGAGACUACGGGCACAUCCGAUUCUAUCUCGCACCCAAGAUUGACGACGAGGAAGAAGACGACGCCACUUCCCAGCCCACCACCCAGGCGCUCAAGGACGAAGACGACGAUGAGUGAAGUGAACACUUGUUCCUAUCUCCUGAUUGCAAUAAGUCUCACAAUGCGUGCACUAAUGUUGCCCGCUCAGUCGACUACUUACCCUUUUUUAAACCUGGGACAACUCAGGAACUUGCUUUUUGUGUGUUUGAUUGAAUUGAUGUGAUGCAACUGGUUUGAAUACUGAUAAAAAACUGAAAAAUAAAUGAGCUAAUAAGUGUUGUUGGUUUUGAGUUGAGAAGUUUUCUUUAAUUUGGUUGACUUGCUGUUAUUUAUUUAAUUGAAGUUAGUUUUUUAUGUAAGUUCCUUAAACCGCGUGUGACUUUCAGAGAGCCAUCAGUUGACAAUUAUUUGUAGAAAUCGAAAUCUUGUUUUUCGAAAUUUGUGUCAAAUAUGGUGGUUUGCUCUACUCUACCUUAAUUAGUUGAAUCAAUUUCGAUCUAGUUUCGAUGUUUGUAACUAUUUCAAUCGUGCAAUUAAAAUUGAAUUGAUUCAAGCUCGUUAAUUUAAUGCAACUUUACUCCGACUGUUGUUAUUUGUAUGUAAACGAGACUGAAACAUCCAGUCUAUCUCUUUCUGUCAUUAAUUCACAUCGUUGAAAAUAA